Gallus gallus (chicken) is the source of this 759-nucleotide messenger RNA. RefSeq names its product microtubule associated protein 1 light chain 3 gamma (gene MAP1LC3C). Lineage: Eukaryota; Metazoa; Chordata; Aves; Galliformes; Phasianidae. Gene Ontology annotation, biological process: autophagosome assembly; cellular response to nitrogen starvation; autophagy of mitochondrion. The transcript is spliced from 4 exons. Gene Ontology annotation, cellular component: autophagosome; autophagosome membrane; cytosol. The coding region runs from base 11 to 439 and encodes 142 amino acids. The record is from RefSeq and is a predicted model, not a curated record. Gene Ontology annotation, molecular function: ubiquitin protein ligase binding.
AGGCGGCGGGAUGCAGGCGGGUCCCGGGGUGCAGGCGGUGCGGCCCUUCAAGCUGCGCAAGAGUCUGGCCACCCGGCGGGAGGAGGUGGCCGGCAUCAGGGCCAAGUUCCCCACAAAGAUCCCGGUAAUCGUUGAAAGAUACCAGAAAGAGAAAUACCUUCCCCUGUUGGACAAAACCAAGUUUCUCGUCCCCGAGGAGCUGACCAUGACGCAGUUCAUCACCAUCAUCAGAAGCAGGAUGGCUCUGACUGCUACACAAGCUUUCUACCUGCUGGUGAACAACAAAAGCCUAGCCAGUAUGUCUUUGACCAUGGCAGAGGUGUACAGGGACUACAAAGAUGAAGAUGGCUUUGUGUACAUGACAUAUGCUUCCCAGGAGAUGUUUGGAUGCUGCUCACUCACCCUAGGGAAAACUAUGGAAUGCCAUCAUAAAACCUAGUGCUGGAGCCUGUGUGCUGUGGCUAAACCACUGUGCUAUGAAUCAUGCCUGUGACAUGAAACUCGGAGAUGCUCCCUCCAGUAUGGGCUCUUGAGCUCUGUACUGGGGAGUUAUGACCCAAAAGCUGGCAGGACCAGCUCAAGGCAGAGAUGGUGGUACACUUUUCCAUGGAUAAUAGUUAAGAUGUAUAUUUUUAUACUUGGAAGGCACUAUGGGGUUUUCUUGGAACUGCACCUCCACUUCUUUUUGCAAUGCCAAUCUUGUGAUGUAACUGCUUUUUAAGGUGUUGCUUAAGAAUAAAAUAAAGAAGCUUUUAAGUA